AUGGAAUUGCCAGGCUUUGAUGAAUUACCACUUCCAGAUCUUCCUUUGUUCAGCACUCUCUCGACACCAGAAUUUGAAUUCGAGCACACGGCGGAGUGGACUUAUGAAGAAAACAAGCAGUUCGAGGAUGCUUUGGCUGAAUUUGAUCCUACCUCGCCAUUCUUCUUCGAAAAUGUUGCUUCCAAGGUACCAUGGAAGUCCAUUGGACAGAUCAAAAAGCACUACGAGGCACUUGUCGAAGACAUAGAGAUGAUAGAAUCUGGUCUUGUCCCCAUGCCCGAUUAUCGUGAAGCUGCAGAGGAGCCUCAAGGUGGCAUGGAGAUCAAGAAUGGGAAAGGAUCUUCUUCGUGCGCUAAAAAGCCUAAUGACAACCAUUCACGGCGAAGGGGGCUUCCAUGGACUGAAGAAGAACACAAGUUAGCUUUUGGUGGAUUUCCCUCUUCUUGA
Molecule: messenger RNA, 447 nt
Organism: Cornus florida
Lineage: Eukaryota; Viridiplantae; Streptophyta; Magnoliopsida; Cornales; Cornaceae
Product: protein RADIALIS-like 1
Exons: 2
Coding region: 1-447 (148 amino acids)
Source: RefSeq, a predicted model, not a curated record